Magnolia sinica is the source of this 7129-nucleotide messenger RNA. Its product is annotated as E3 ubiquitin-protein ligase PRT6-like. Gene Ontology annotation, biological process: ubiquitin-dependent protein catabolic process via the N-end rule pathway; protein ubiquitination. Gene Ontology annotation, cellular component: cytoplasm; ubiquitin ligase complex. NCBI's taxonomy places the organism in Eukaryota, Viridiplantae, Streptophyta, Magnoliopsida, Magnoliales, Magnoliaceae. Gene Ontology annotation, molecular function: zinc ion binding; ubiquitin protein ligase activity. Bases 222 to 6416 code for a protein of 2064 amino acids. The transcript has 19 exons. The record is from RefSeq and is a predicted model, not a curated record.
GAUAGAUGCAUCGUCCCAAGUUACCCAUCACAGGAGAAAAGCCGACGAACAGAGGCAAAAACCCAGAGAGAGAGAGAGCGAGAGAAUGGCCGAUUGGGACCAUCACCACCGUAGAAAUCCACCCACUCUUAUUUGAAGGGCCCUGACAAUCUCCAUCUUCCAUACGUCUUUCUUCAGCAACGCUGGGGCGUAGAAGCUCAGGAUCUAGCUUCUGGCGUUGUAUGGAUUGGCUCCGUUUCGUGCCCGGCAUGGAGCCCCAUUCCUCGCCCGUGCGGAAACUCAUCACGCCCCAGGAUCGCAUCCUUGAGAGACUUGAACUGUGUGAUGUUCCCAAGGAGAUGUUAGAUCAUCUGCAGUUGGGUUUAGUGGCUUUUGCAAAGGAGAACAAGUCCCUGCUGCCCCAGCUGGUCUCUGCUAUAUUACCUACUGAUGAGGAUGUAAAUGAGGUGCUCCAAGAAGGCAAAGUAGAAUCUGGUGGAAGCUCGAAGGGACCAAGUAUGAAAGAGCAGUUCCGUGAAAGCUUUGUGUGGUUGCAGUGGCUGAUGUUUGAGGAGGAACCCCGAGCUUUCCUCAAGAGUUUGGUGAAAAGGGGUUUAGGCCAACGUGGCGUGUGUGGAGCUGUUUGGGGGCACAAAGACAUUGCAUACCGUUGUCGAACAUGUGAGCACGACCCAACAUGUGCAAUAUGCGUUUCUUGUUUCCAGAAUGGCAAUCACAAAGACCAUGACUAUUCAAUUAUGUACACAGGAGGGGGAUGCUGUGACUGUGGGGAUGUGACAGCUUGGAAACGUGAGGGCUUUUGUUCGAAGCAUAAAGGGGUGGAACAGAUACAAAGGCUCCCAGAGGAGAUUGCGAGCUCUGUGGGGCCCAUUAUUGAUGCCCUUCUCAUUUGUUGGAAAGAGAGGUUAUUGUCAGCAGAGACUGCUGCUAAGAUGAAACCCAGAGAUGGUGACUGUGAUAUGCGUGGAAUGGCUGCGAAUGAGUUGUCUUCUGCAGCUAUUGAAAUGCUGCUCGAUUUUUCCAAGCACAGUGAGAGUCUUCUUUGUUUUGUUUCGAAACGGAUGCUUCCAUCAGUUGGGUUCUUGGAUGUUCUUGUGAGGGCAGAGUGGUUCUUGUCCAAAGCGGUUGCCAAGAAGCUCCAUGAAUUGCUGUUGAAAUUGCUUGGCGAGCCUGUCUUUAAGUAUGAAUUUGCGAAAAUAUUCAUAAAUUAUUAUGCUGUGAUCGUAAACGAAGCCAUAAAAGAGUGCAGUGAUUCUGUCUUCGAGAAGUAUCCUCUGUUAUCGACUUUCUCUGUGCAAAUAUUCACUGUGCCGACUCUAACUCCACGACUUGUGCGGGAGUUGAACCUGCUAAACGUUAUGUUGGGAUGUUUGAGCGACCUUUUUCUUUCUUGUGUCAGUGAAGAAGGUUAUUUACAGGUAAGCAGAUGGGCAAGUUUAUUUGAAACGACUAUUCGCUUGGUUGAAGAUAUUCGCUAUAUAAUGAGCCAUGUUGAAGUUCCCAAGUAUGUGAUUCAGGAGAUGCCUGACAUCUCCAUAACUUGGAUGAGGCUUUUAACUCUUGUGCAAGGCAUGGACCCUCAAAAGAGAGUAACAGGCCUUCAUUUAGAGGAGGAAAAUGAGAACAUGCAUGCACCUUUCAUACUGGGGAAUUCUAUUGGGAACAUCCAUUCUCUGUUGGUGACAGGAGCAUUUUCUCUUGAUGAGGCUGAAGAGAUCAUGCAAGAUUUGGAUGAUGGUGAUAGCCUGCGACAUGCAAAAGUGGGCAGACUUUCGGAGGAAAGCUCAAUAGGUAGUAUGACAGGGAGAAGCAGUUCAUUAAGUUGCGUCUCACAGGUGACAGACAUAAAUUUUGGAACAAGUCGUCCCUCUGUUCCACGGCCUGUGACAUGGUUGAUUUUUGAGUGCCUGAAAGCUAUUGAAAAUUGGCUAGGACUUGAUGCUGCACCAAAGAACCCCUUGGAUUCUUCAUCUCCUGGUACUAACAGCAAUACUCAUUAUAAUACCUUGACAUUGAAGAGAUCAUUAUUGAAGAUCAGGAAGGUCAGAAAUGUCAUGAGGGAUUACCUGACAACAUCGAUGGCUGAGGGAGAUAUGUCUAGAAGUAGAGUGACUGGUUCAGUUGAGUUUCAUGGGAGGCCUGGCACUUCUUUGCCUGUUUAUGGUGGAUUUCAUAUGAAUGCUAACUCAGAGGGUGAAGGGAGUGCAGCAGCACCACAGGAUAAUAACCCAAUUGAUGUGGAUGACUUGGAGUCUGAAAAUUGCUCCAGUUUGGGAGUUCUUUAUGAUAGUACCAUUGAGGCAGACUCUGCCAUGGAAGUGGAUACCUUGGGUGUAUUGAGUUUGAAAGAAUGGCCGGACAUAAUAUAUGAUGUCAGUUCUCAGGAGAUAUCUUUUCACAUUCCUUUGCAUCGAUUACUCUCGCAAUUGUUGCAGAAGGCAUUGAGAAGUUGUUAUGGUGAUCCUGAGCUCGCAGAGAUGACGAAUGCCAUUCCUAUGGGGCCUUUAUCUGCAUGCUAUAAUGAUUUCUUUGACCAGGUUCUUUGGGAUUUCCAUCCGCUUGGGUUUUCUGCCUUUGUGAUGGAGCAUCCCCUACGGUUAAGGGUAUUUUGUGCUGAGGUGCGUGCUGGCAUGUGGCAAAAGAAUGGUGAUGCUGUGAUAUUAAGUUGUGAGUGGUAUCGUUCUGCACGUUGGUGGAAAGAAGGUUUAGAGUUUGAUCUAUUUCUGUUGCAAUGCUGUGCUGCUUUAGCUCCCCCAGACCUAUUUGUGAAGAGGAUUCUAGAAAGAUUUGGGUUGUUGGACUAUCUGUCUCUAAAUCUUGAACGAUCUAACAAGUAUGAGCCAGUGUUAGUGCAGGAAAUGCUCACUCUUAUCAUACAAAUAGUCAAAGAACGGCGGUUUUGUGGACUAUCCACAGCUGAAAAUUUGCGGAGAGAGUUGGUUUAUAAGCUGUCUGUUGGAGAUGCCACUCAUAGCCAGCUGGUAAAAGCUCUUCCUCAUGACCUUUCUAAGAGUGACCAGCUUCAGGAAACUCUGGAUAUGCUUGCAGAAUAUUCCAACCCAUCUGGCAUGAAGCAGGGGAGAUAUUCACUAAGGAAAGAAUAUUGGAAGGAACUGGACCUGUAUCACCCUCGCUGGAACUCGAGGGAUUUACAAGUCGCAGAAGAGAGGUAUUUAAGGUUUUGCAAGGUGUCGGCUUCGACCAUUCAGUUACCUCGAUGGACAAAGGUCUUUCAUCCCCUUAAUUCUAUCUCUAGAAUAGCUACAUCCAAGGUGGUCCUCCAGCUGGUCCGCACAGUGCUAUUUUAUGCUGUAUUCACAGACAAAUCAUCUCCAUCACGUGCUCCUGAUGGAGUUCUUCUAACAACAUUGCACUUACUUUCAUUAGCGCUAGAUAUCUGUUACAUCCACAAACAGACCGGUGUAGCUAAAUAUGGUGGCGAUCAGUCAUGCUCAAGUACCUCAGCUGUUGAUGAGGAUUUGUUUCCUUUGUUAACUUAUGCUAGUGAAGAAAUUGAUGUGGCGAUUAAUGGGCUGGAUGAAUGGAAGCAUCAAAGCAUGCUUACGCUGCUCAUUUCAUUAAUGAGAAAGUUUAAGAAAGAAAAUGAACACAACCUUAUGGAAGCAAGCCCUGGAAACUUUUCUUCUUUAAUUGAAAAUUUAUUGAAGAAGCUUGCUGAGCUUGAUGCUGAAUGCAUGACCAAACUGCAACUUUUUGCACCUGAUGUGGUUUGUCAUCUGUCCCAAAUAAGUUCAGCUGGUAGUACAAAGAUAUCAGUGUGCACUUCUGAUGCCGAAGAGCGAAAGGCUAAGGUUCGAGAGCGGCAGGCUGCCAUAAUGGAAAGAAUGAGAGCUGCGCAGGUCAAAUUCAUUGCAAGUCUCAGUUCUACGGAAAGUAGUGAGUUGGAUUCGUCAAAACCUGAACAGGAUGUAUCCAUCUGUGAUGGUAAUCAGGUUUCAGAAGAGCCAGCGCCAGUUGUUUGUUCUCUUUGUCGGGAUCCAGAUUCUAAAAGUCCUGUAUCUUACUUGAUUCUUCUCCAGAAAUCUCGGCUUGCAAGUUUCGUUGAGCGAGGCCCCCCAUCAUGGGAAGAAGUUCCCCGGUCAGACAAGAAGCAUCUCUCUGUUGGCAUCAGGGGCAUGACCGAUCCGUCUUUGAACGAGUCCACACGUCAUAGGCAACCAACAGAAGUCGAUGCACUUCUUGACUACAUCAAAGCGCAUCUUCCUGCGAUGAGGAACAUUCAAGUGUCAAAUGCAUCUUAUAAUUCAAGCACAGAUCUUAGAUCUUCCCCUGAGAUGAUGGAACAUGAUCUCUACUGCGCUAUUCAGAGAGGCGUUAAUGAAAUGUUACAGAAAUCAGAUGCUUUGGAGGAUGAUCAGAAAUGUGCAGUUUCACAUGCGGAAGAGGGUUUGAUGAGAAAAGAAUCAUCUGUGCUUGGAGAAUAUGUUGCAUCCCUAUCAGGAGAGACACCAAGACAUCCUCCAGCUCCCCUAGCUCCUGAGGGUGACCUUUUACAUGGUGGAAAUGUAUUGCCAAAAUCUGCUAUUCAAACUGCAGUAUUUGAUGGAUUUGGUCCGACAAGUUGUGAUGGAAUCCAUGUUUCUUCCUGUGGGCAUGCUGUGCAUCUGGAAUGUCGUGACCGUUAUUUAUCAUCUCUGAAGCAGAGAUACAUGCGGAGAAUUGUUUUUGAAGGAGGGCAUAUUGUGGAUCCUGAUCAGGGCGAGUUCCUCUGCCCAGUGUGUCGGAGAUUUGCAAAUUCUGUCUUGCCUGCAUUUCAACCUUGUUCAACAUCAUUAAGAGGCUCUUCAACAACAACAGAUUCUUAUAAUAAUGUUAUCAGCCUUCCACUAGCUUUAUCUCUUAUCCGAAGUGCGUCUGAUGUGGUUGGACAGACCAGAUUCCUGAAAACGAUGUCCUUGCAGAUGAAUGAUAGCAUGAGAAGAGCUCUUGAGCCUGUCUUCCGCAUGCUCUGUAGAAUGUAUUAUCCUGACAAAUAUGACAGUAUGUUAGCAUCUGGGAGGAUAAGCCACUCUCUGAUUCUAUGGGAUACCCUUAGAUACUCCAUCAUAUCAACGGAAAUUGCUGCCCGUGGUGGGAAAUCCAAAACUUCUGCAGGAGGUUACAUCUCUGGCAUGGAAGCUUUAUACAAGGAAGUUGACUCUUCCACUGGAUUUGUAUUAUCAUUGCUACUACAAGUUGCUCAAACCACCAGAAGUCAGAAUCGUCUUCAGGUGCUUCUAAGGUUUAGAGGCAUUCAACUUUUUGCAGGAUCUGUUUGUUCUGGAGUUUCCACAGACGAUAUAUUCACAGGUCCUGGUAGUUGGAGUAGUAUCCCAUCCAUCCUGAAACAUCUUGACAAUGGUGUCAACUUUCCAGAUAUUCAGUUUUGGAAACGAGCUGCCGAUCCUGUCCUUGCUCAUGAUCCUUUCUCUUCUUUGAUGUGGGUUUUGUUUUGUCUCCCACUUCCAUAUUUAUCUUCGAUGGAAUAUUUCUUGUCUCUUGUGCAUCUCUUCUAUUCUGUCUGUGUGAUUCAGGCGCUCAUUACAUGUCAUCUGAACAGUCAUUUUGAUAUCUCAGAGUUGAGAUUUUGUGAUCGCCUCAUUAAUGAUGUUUGCAAGAUUAUGGGAGAUUCCAAAGUUGCUCAGCAGCAUUUUGUCUCCUACCAUAUUGAUUCCUCAUGCCAUCCUAAAGAUAUGAUUCGGAGAUUCACUUUGCCUUAUCUGAGACGAUGUGCGUUACUGUGGAAAUUGAUGAAAUGUUCAACGGUGGUGCCCUUCAGUAAUAGUUGCCAUGGGUGGGAUAGAUCAUCUUCCUAUCUGAACAAUGAUACGCUAGAAAGCACCAGUGGCCUCUUAGUAGAGCUUAAAGAAAUUAGCGAGCUGGAAUGCUUGUUCCAGAUAGUUUCACCGGAGGCAGUUCUCAAGGAUGAAGUGGUGCACAAGUUAGCUUUAAAGUGGUGCAAACAUUUCUGCGAGUUUGGAGUCUGUGACUAUGGGCGUAUUUUACACUCCACUCCAGCAGUUCCAUUUAGGUUGAUGCGUCUGCCUCAAAUUUACCAGGAUCUCUUACAAAGGUACAUAAAAAAGCAGUGCCCUGUGUGCAAAUCUGUUCCAAAUGAACCAGCACUAUGCUUGCUUUGCGGUAGAUUAUGCUCUCCAAGCUGGAAAUCAUGCUGCAGGGAUAAUGGUUGCCAGAGUCAUGCAAUGGUCUGUGGUGCUGGUAUUGGUGUAUUUCUGUUGAUCAGGAAAACCACAGUCUUGCUGCAACGAUCUGCACGCCAGGCUCCAUGGCCUUCUCCAUAUUUGGAUGCUUUCGGUGAAGAGGAUAUUGAUAUGCUUAGAGGAAAGCCAUUGUAUUUGAAUGAGGAGCGCUAUGCGGCUCUUACCCAUAUGACAGGUGGCUUCACAUGGACUUGAUCGGAGUUCUGAGGUCCUUCGCCAAACAACCAUUGAUACACUUUUCACAGUUUAGAUUCAAAUCUAUUUAAGGAACCGUGGUUGCGAAGAUGUGAGUUGCAUUUUUGGCAGCAUUUGCGCUAUUGGGCUCCUUUCUUCAUCUCCUCUCCAAUUUAAGAAUCAUAUAUUUCUUAAUCUCGGUGAGUCACUGUGCAUUAUAUCAGAACUUAUGAGCAAUGCAAACAACUGGAAAAUGGAUAUCAACUGAUGGCAAGUGAUGGCGAUAGAUUAUUCAAAGUGCAGAAACAAGUAUGAUUUUUCCAUUUCUUUUUCGCUUCGACGAGGAUUCUUGGAUUUUGGUGCGGAAAGUAUGAGGAGCUAUGGUUGAGGAGGUGGAUUACGGUGGUAUUCUAAGCUUGUUUGGUUUUCCCAUGCAGUUCAUUCAGGCCUUUGUCAUUGCCAGACGGUUGGUUCUGCUGUAUGAGACGAGAAUCCAGGUUUGAACUGGUGAUCUGUCUUCUGCUGAUGUCCAUUCUACUCGGUUUCACAUGUUGUACAGUUCUUAUGCCCAGGUGAACAGCUUUUGGAGCCCAAACUGUCUCCUGCCAAUUGCUUGGCUGUAUUUAUCAAAUUUGCCAAAAAUAAAAAGGCCUUGUAAUUAUCUUAUUAAAAUGGAAUGCUUCUGUAAGGUCUUCUGUAUAUCAAAAGCUCUAUGCUGUGAAUGCAUCUGAUCA